GAACAUUGUUCGAUAGGGAACAUAGACAGUCUCACCUCUCUCUCUCUCUCUCGCCUGCCGUUAUACUCAUCAGAAUUCAACAUGAGAGAAAUCGUCCAUCUUCAAGCUGGCCAAUGUGGAAACCAGAUCGGAGCCAAGGAACAACAAUAUGCAAGACCUUAGAAGGAUGUUGAAGAGUUUUUAUUGAAAGUUAUAUUCUUAUGUAUAUUAAAAGAUAUAUACACCUUAUAUUACCCAAUGACUUUUCCAUCAUGUAGAGUGUGAAUAAACAUACUGCUGAGUUCUGGGAAGUGAUCUCCGACGAGCACGGCAUCGACCCAACCGGCACCUACCACGGCGACUCCGACCUCCAGUUGGAGAGAAUCAACGUCUACUACAAUGAAGCUACAGGAGGUAAAUAUGUUCCCCGUGCUGUGUUGGUCGACUUGGAGCCCGGAACUAUGGACUCCGUGAGAUCAGGACCAUUCGGUCAGAUCUUCAGACCAGACAACUUUGUGUUCGGUCAGAGCGGUGCUGGUAACAACUGGGCCAAAGGUCACUACACAGAGGGCGCUGAACUCGUAGACUCGGUACUGGAUGUCGUCAGAAAAGAGGCCGAGGGUUGUGACUGUCUGCAAGGAUUCCAGCUGACACACUCGCUAGGUGGCGGCACCGGUUCCGGUAUGGGCACCCUACUCAUCAGCAAGAUCCGCGAAGAGUACCCAGACAGAAUCAUGAACACAUUCUCAGUCGUCCCAUCACCAAAGGUAUCAGACACAGUGGUUGAGCCCUACAACGCUACCCUCUCAGUCCAUCAGCUGGUUGAGAACACAGACGAGACAUACUGUAUCGACAACGAGGCUCUGUACGACAUCUGCUUCCGUACCCUGAAACUCACCACGCCAACCUACGGUGACUUGAACCAUUUGGUGUCUGCUACCAUGUCCGGAGUCACAACCUGUCUCAGAUUCCCUGGUCAACUGAACGCUGAUCUUCGCAAACUGGCAGUCAACAUGGUUCCAUUCCCACGUCUCCACUUCUUCAUGCCAGGCUUUGCUCCACUCACCUCCCGUGGAAGUCAGCAAUACCGCGCCCUAUCAGUCCCAGAGCUCACCCAGCAGAUGUUUGAUGCCAAGAACAUGAUGGCUGCCUGUGAUCCACGUCACGGUCGCUACCUCACUGUUGCUGCCAUCUUCCGUGGUCGCAUGUCCAUGAAGGAGGUUGAUGAGCAGAUGUUGAACGUUCAGAACAAGAACAGCAGCUACUUCGUCGAAUGGAUCCCCAACAACGUGAAGACAGCCGUCUGCGACAUCCCACCACGCGGUCUCAAGAUGUCAUCUACCUUUAUCGGCAAUAGCACCGCCAUCCAGGAGCUAUUCAAGCGAAUCUCCGAGCAGUUCACUGCCAUGUUCAGGCGAAAGGCUUUCCUCCAUUGGUACACUGGAGAGGGUAUGGACGAGAUGGAGUUCACUGAGGCAGAGUCCAACAUGAACGACUUGGUCUCUGAGUAUCAGCAGUACCAGGAUGCUACCGCCGAGGAGGAGGGAGAGUAUGACGAGGAGGAAGAGGAAGCUGACGUGAAUUAAGUUGAACUCUGUGAAUGUUGGACAUUGCCCAGCUUAACUUUCUACUCGCUACAACGCAAUACUUGCUCCCAAUAUUUGGGAUCCUGAGUAAACACAUCACACAUAAACUAUCUUCUUCACUCUCAUUAUUCUUCACAAACUGUUUACUUGACUUUAUGACUUCUGAACAAUUAGUGAAUUACUCAAAACAAGAUAUUAAACUAUCUUGCUACGC
Gigantopelta aegis is the source of this 1779-nucleotide messenger RNA. RefSeq names its product tubulin beta chain. Gene Ontology annotation, biological process: microtubule cytoskeleton organization; mitotic cell cycle. The coding region runs from base 441 to 1565 and encodes 374 amino acids. NCBI's taxonomy places the organism in Eukaryota, Metazoa, Mollusca, Gastropoda, Neomphalida, Peltospiridae. Gene Ontology annotation, molecular function: GTPase activity; GTP binding; structural constituent of cytoskeleton. The transcript has 5 exons. Gene Ontology annotation, cellular component: cytoplasm; microtubule. The record is from RefSeq and is a predicted model, not a curated record.